AAAAAAUGGUUAACUAUUUAGACUUAUAAUACAACUUGAACACACUUGGUUACAAAUUAAUACAAAAUUAGUUGUUGAUGGUAUAUGUACAUAAGAAAUCCAUUAAGUUAAACUUGUAAGUCGUUUGUUUACAAAGUAUAAGUACUUUGCUCAUUGCUAAUUAAACUAAUCAAUACCGACGAUCUCGACUGAUAUCAACAACAUCGAUAUAUUAAAUAGUACUAACCUCGUAUAAUUGUAGUUGAAGUAAGUUCAGUUUGCUGAUGAAUACUAUACUACUGUGAUCUGUCUAGAAAUAAUCACAUGUUCCCAAAUAACCAACAUCAUUCUCAGCACCACAUGCUUUCAUAAUCGUCAUUUGUCACCAUCAAAUCUUCCUCUUUCUAACCAUAUCAUAGAACUAUAACAUCAUAGCUCAUCAACCAUAUACAAGUCUCUUUACUUCUCACACAAGGAAACAAUUUACAGAGAAUCUAAAACUCUAAACACACAUUGUUGAUGGAGACCUUUGUCUUCGUCUGGCUACUUCUCAUCUUCUUCACACACUUGGCUUCAUCUCUAACACAAGACUUCUCUUUCAUUGGCUUCAAAAAAGCCUCUCCAAAUCUAAUCAUGUCAGGAGUUACAGAGAUAGCCAGCACUGGGGCCAUCAGGCUCACAACGGACACAAGUCGCGUGAUUGGUCACGCCUUCUACUCCUUACCAAUCCGUUUCAAGCCACCCGGUCAAAAUCGAGCUCUUUCUUUCUCCACCUCUUUUGUAAUCGCCAUGGUUCCAGAGUACGUCACGCUUGGAGGUCAUGGACUUGCCUUCACCAUCACGCCAACUCCAAAUCUCCAAGGCUCUCUUUCUAGCCAGUACUUAGGGAUUUUGAACUCAAGCCGAGCUAACGUCUCUAGCCACUUCUUCGCUGUGGAGUUCGAUACCGUCAAGGAUUUGGAGUUUGAGGACAUCAAUGAUAACCAUGUCGGAAUCGAUAUAAACAGUUUGGAGUCAAGUGCUUCAACUCCAGCUGCUUAUUUUCUCCCAAACUCAACGAAGAAAGAGCUGUUCCUCGACAGUGGUAGAGUGAUUCAAGCUUGGAUUGAUUACGAUUCAAACAAGAAAAGGUUAGAUAUUAAGCUUUCUCCACUCUCUGAGAAACCAAAGUUGUCUCUUCUCUCUUACAAUAUAGAUCUGUCCUCUGUCGUUGGAGAUGAAAUGUAUGUUGGAUUCUCUGCUUCGACCGGUUUGCUAGCUAGUUCCCAUUACAUCUUAGGUUGGAACUUUAACAUGAGUGGAGAAGCUUUGUCUCUGUCUCUACCGUCUCUCCCUAGGGUUCCACGUCCACUCAAGAAGAAGAAGAGCCCCGGCUUGAUCCUAGGAGUAUCUCUCUCGUGUUCCCUUUUGGUCAUAGCGGGUCUUGUCGCCGCAGUUAUGUUUGGUAUUAAAAAGGUCAAAGAUGAAGACAGAGUUGAAGAGUGGGAGCUUGACUUUGGUCCGCAUAGAUUCUCUUAUAAAGAGCUGAAGAAAGCUACGAAUGGUUUUGCGGACAAGGAGCUUCUCGGGUCUGGUGGAUUCGGGAAAGUAUACAAAGGGAAGCUUCCAGAUUCAGAAGAGUUUGUAGCUGUCAAAAGAAUCUCUCACGAGUCAAGACAAGGUGUACGAGAGUUCAUGUCUGAAGUCUCGAGCAUUGGUCACCUCAGGCAUAGGAAUCUUGUUCAGUUGCUAGGUUGGUGUCGAAGACGACAGGAUUUGCUCCUGGUCUAUGACUUCAUGCCUAAUGGAAGCUUAGACAUGUACUUGUUCGGUGAAACCCCUAAAGUUAUCUUGACUUGGGACCAACGCUUCAAAAUUAUCAAAGGGGUUGCUUCUGCUUUACUCUACUUGCAUGAAGGAUGGGAACAAACCGUUAUUCACCGCGAUAUUAAAGCCGCAAACGUUUUAUUAGACGGUGAUAUGAACGGGCGUGUUGGAGAUUUCGGUCUUGCUAAGUUAUAUGAGCAUGGAUCGAACCCUGGAGCUACAAGAGUGGUUGGUACGUUUGGGUACUUAGCUCCAGAACUUACUAAAUCAGGAAAGUUAACAACAAGCACUGAUGUUUAUGCGUUUGGUGCGCUUCUAUUGGAAGUAGCUUGCGGGAGAAGACCGAUUGAGACAAAUGCGUUACCGGAAGAGCUUGUAAUGGUUGAUUGGGUUUGGUCAAGGUGGCAAAGUGGAGACAUUAGAGAUGUUGUGGACAGGAGAUUGAACAGUGAGUAUGAUGAAGAUGAAGUGGUUAUGGUUAUCAAACUAGGCCUUCUUUGUUCGAACAACUCACCUGAAGUUCGACCUACGAUGAGACAAGUGGUUAUGUAUCUCGAGAAGCAGUUCCCGUCGCCGGAAGUUGUCCCUGCGCCGGAUUUUUUAGAUGCAAAUGAUAGUAUGUGUCUUGAUGAUGGAAGCGGUAAUAUUAAUGCUGGCGAGUUUGAGGACUUUGUGGACUCAGCUAGGUUUUAUAGUGGACCGAAUCCGACUACUAGUUCGUCUAUAUUCUCAUUUGGGGGUAAAGCUAAAACCGAUGGGAGAUGAUGGAUGCUUAAGGUUAUUUUAAAAGCAUUUUGGUCACUUUUAUGUACAAUAUUUCACCAUGGAAAAUGUAAGAUGUAUGCUACAUAUAUGAAAAUGUGUUUAUUAUAAAAAAAAUAAUAUGAAAUUUCUCAAAUGAAACAGUUUAAAACAUCAAACCAUGCAGUGAUAGUGUAGUGGUGCGCAGACGAUUGAGUUUGAAAGCUUAGAUUCGAGGGCAUUCCAUUAUAUUCCAUCAGAUGGUCACUCGGAUAUUAUAUAUUGUUUGAGGACCAUUUGAAUACUCGGAAAAAUGGUUCAUCCGUGAACUGUAUUUCUUCUUAGAAAUUAGGUAUAUUUCCACAGGUUUUUGAUACUUUCAAAUUAACUUUUAAAAAAUUAAAACCUCAUGAAAAAUUGAGAACUCUUUACAUGGAGAUACAUGUUUCUUUACAAUUUUUAUUAUCUAUGUAUCAAGAUUCAAGAUCCGCGGUCUAAAUUAUAACUAUAUAACUAGAUUUUGACCCGCCCUUUAGGGUAUAGUUUUUGUUUUAUAUUUUUUUUUAAAUUUAAUUUUUAUAUUAGUAUUUUUAGUCAUAUUUGUGUUUUUUUUUUGUAUAAUAUUUCUCCUAAAUGAUUAAUAUGAGGUUGUAAUAAUUGUAUUAAAAUAGUUGGACCAUACCUAUAUCAAUAGGUCAUGUUCUUGUUUUAAUAGAAUAGAUUGUCGAAAUAAUAGUUGGACUCUACUUUUAUCAAUUGGUCACACUGCUGUUUUAAUAGAAUAGAUAGUAGUGUUUUAAUUGAUAAGAAGACGAUGCUUAUUAAGCGGGAUUUGCCAAAUAUGACUCAAAACUUGAUUUUAAAUGCAAAAUUAUAUAUCCAAACUUAAAUCAAAUACAAAACUAACCUAAAAGCCUUGUGAGAUUACAGCCAACCUCUUGCGA
Molecule: messenger RNA, 3470 nt
Organism: Brassica napus (rape)
Lineage: Eukaryota; Viridiplantae; Streptophyta; Magnoliopsida; Brassicales; Brassicaceae
Product: L-type lectin-domain containing receptor kinase S.4-like
Exons: 1
Coding region: 499-2550 (683 amino acids)
Biological process (GO): protein phosphorylation
Cellular component (GO): plasma membrane
Molecular function (GO): ATP binding; carbohydrate binding; protein kinase activity
Source: RefSeq, a predicted model, not a curated record